AUGCAUACAAGUCCUCCGUCAUCAACAUUGCCAAUCAUGAAAAUAUUAUCACCAAAAUCAGGACCACAUAUUUGCCUUGAAUGCUGUUUUAAGUGUAAUAACAUUUUUAGUGUACUUGAAAGUCCUUUACAUAUACAUUGGAUACGAAGUAUUGAUAAAAAAAAUGAAUUUUUAAAAAUUGAGCCCUCAUUAUGUGAUGAUUCAUGCCUUUGUGAUUUAUGCUGGAAAGAUCUUGAAAAAACUUACAAAUCCAUUAAAUCUAAUAAUAGAAAAGAAGAAACAUAUUCAGAAAAAAAGUAUAGAUUGUUAGAACGCUAUACGAAAAAAAAGGUUUCAAAAAAUCAAAAUCAAGCUAGGAGAUGUUCAAUACAUUUAUGCUCUCGAUAUUAUUGUCAGAAAAUGACUGUAAAUGAGUGUGAAAAUAUUAAAAACUUAUUUUUAACAUUUGAGUAUUGUCAUUUAAUUUUUGUUCAAUCUACAAAACAAACUACAGACUUUUUGAAAUUUCCCUUUCGUCUUUGUAAAGUUCAUAGAGAUAUGAUCUUGGUAAUGUUAACAUGUCAAAUCUGUGGUGACAAACUAAAUGCAUCAUUUAACACUGAUGACUGGUCAAUGUACGAAAUAUGGAAUUUAAUAUUGAUUGAAAAUCAUCUUCCUUUAAUACUGAAACCAGGUAUGUUCAUAUGUGUAACUUGUAAAGGACACAUUUCUAAAACAAUUCCUGGUUUCCCAACUAUCGACUUGCCACGUUUACAGAAAUAUAUCCUUAAAAACAAAGUAAUUUGUUUAAAAUUAUAUGGAAAAUCGCAGACGAACUUGUACAAUAUAAUAUGUAAAGGAUCAACAUAUAUAGCAUCUCCCAUUGUUUUUCCCAGUACUAAGAAAGAAAAUGAACGUGUACGUUCGACAAAAGUUAAGUUUUCUGAUCCUUUGAUAACUGCAUAUUAUAAUUAUGAAGAAGAAAUUAAUAAAAAUGAUACAAAAUCAAUAACAAGCACUGCAUUAUCUAAUGUAGCUCAACAAAAUCCGUAUACACCUAAAUUACAAUUAAAAGGUGAAGGAUUUGAUUAUUUUAAACUUGAAAAAUAUUUUAAGACAUAUGAUAAAUCACUUCAAAAUGUAUAUCAAGUUGACAAUGUAGAAAUUGAUGAAAACGAAUCAGAGAUUAUUGGUUCUUGUCAAGGUAUUAGUGAACACAAUGGAAUAGAAAAUAAUCAAAGCAAGAUAAAUUCUCAUCCUAUAAUAAUAUGUAGUGUUGCCCAAGAUAGUAUGAAUCUAAAUGAAGGUAAUCAAUGUAUGAACAAAAUAAAUACAAUUCAUAAACAUGUUUAUUUAAAUGAGACUGACAAUAGUAUGAAUUCAUUUAUUGCAGAAGUAGAACCACCUAAUGCGAUAGUUAACCCUGUUUCGAUAAAAAGAAAACAAAGCAAUCUUAUAUGCCAUACAAUUUCUAAUAAAGAUGUGAAGAAACAAAAACUGAAUGAAAAUAAUAUUUUCUAUGAAAAAAAUUCAACAGAUGAUGAUAGUGCCAAAUCCUACAAGAAUAAAAAUACUGAUCAUUCAUGUAUAAAUCCACAAAGUAGUUCGAAUAUGACUUACAAUUGUAAAAAUAAAUAUAGUUCUAAUUCUGAUACAUCAGAUUCUGGAAAAUUUUCUGAAGUUAGCAGUGAAGAAAUAUUAACAGAUAGUCAAAAAGAAGAUAUGAAAAUGGAUUGUAAAUUUGUAUCUGAUAGUGAAAAAUCCAUAGAUGGUAAAAUUAUAUUGAAUGACCAAAAUAUAUUAGAAAAAUAUACAACUAAUUUAGAUAGUGUGAAAGACUCAAAUUUUGAAAUGGUGCUUGAUGCUAAAUCUGAUUCAGAUAGUGAUGGAAAAUCCAAUAUAAAUAUAUCUGUUACUGAAGAGUUUAAUAAAAAAUUAUCUACCUUCAAAAUUGUAUCCAAUGUUCAAAAAGGAUUAGAUCAUGAAAUAUUAUUGGAUGGUGAUAAAGUCUUUGAAACUGCAUCUUGGAGUGAGAAAGGAACAAUAAAAUAUAAAAUUAUAUAUGAUUAUGAAAUUAAACCUUCGAGUAAUCAGGGAUCCACAUGUAUAAUUAUAUCCGAUAAUGACAAGAAAUUCAAUAAUAAAGUAUUUUCUACCUACAAAAUUAAUGUUCAAAAAGGAUCAGAUAGUCAAAUAUUAUUGGAUGGUGAAAUGGUUAAGAUUCUGUCUGAGAGUGAAAAUAGAAAGGCAAUAUAUGAAAUUGAUCCAUCUCUUAAUGAGAGAUCCAUAUAUAAAACCGCAUCUUGGAGUGAAAAAGGAACAAUAAAAUAUAAAAAUAUAUCUGAUGAUGAAAUUAAACCUUUAGGUAAUCAGGGAUCUACAUGUAUAAUUAUAUUUGAUAAAUCAGAUUGUGAAAUGUUAUUGAAUUGUGAAAAAGUCUAUGAUAUUGAGUCUGAUAGUGAAAAUGUAAAAAAUUUUCAAAAAGGAUCACAUUCUGCAUUAAUGGAUGGUGAAAAAUCCAGUGAAAUGUUGCCUGAAAAUGAGAAUGGAAGAAUAAAAUGUAUGAUUGCAUCUGAGAUUGAAGAGGAAUUGCAUUAUAAAAAGGUUUUAGAUAUUAAAACUACAUCAAACAGUAAAAUGUUAGUAAACAGGGUUUAA
Metopolophium dirhodum (rose-grain aphid) is the source of this 2637-nucleotide messenger RNA. RefSeq lists its product as uncharacterized. The transcript is spliced from 8 exons. The record is from RefSeq and is a predicted model, not a curated record. NCBI's taxonomy places the organism in Eukaryota, Metazoa, Arthropoda, Insecta, Hemiptera, Aphididae. The coding region runs from base 1 to 2637 and encodes 878 amino acids.